GUGAAUUCAAAGGCUAUUUGUCAACAAAUCGCUUGGAUCGCUACAUAAACAUCAUGUAAGAAAAGGAUACAAAUUUUAAAGUUCUAACUUCUUAUGAUGGGUUCUUACAAACUAUAAUUGGUAUUAAUUGUGCAUUUCGUAAAGCCUGUACCGAUUAGCUGCGCUUGUAAACUCGUCUCUGUAGUCCAUAGCCAGUAGCCUAACUUGCCGGUAAAGUCUACUACUAAUUUACUAAGGCACAAGGCUUAAGUUCUAACUAAGUAAACUAAGGCGGUAAUAACUAAGAAAGUGACAUACUAUACUCGACGCCACUGCACGGGUCUGACACGACGGAAAGAUACCGGGUAUGCUUGUGCUUUAAUAGGCAUAUCGCAUAUCAUAUCACUUCCGUAUUUAAGAACUAGUUACUGAAAAGCUAAUUGUGAUAGUGAUAUUGUUGAGAGAAACUGUCUAGAAUGUCUAGACAAGUUGAUGGACCGUCCUAACCUGAACCUGUUAAUGAUUUUAAGUUUAAGGUUUUAGUCAUGUCUGGAGCAGCCCCCAUCUUUCCUCAGGCCCAAGCAACCACACGAAGGUUUGGGCUUUCUGUCCAGAGAAUGGCUUUAUGUCCCCAUUACUCUUUAUGGUUUUUGAACUCAUUCUAACUCAACUUUCUUCUUCUUCUAUAUUAAGUAUUAUAUAUAGGCCAGGGAUCAAUGUAGGCCUAUUGAUCAUUCUGGCUCCUACAUAUGUAGUGGGGAUUUGCAAUAUUUUUAUGCCUGGUAUUUCACUGGUUACAACUACAUGGUAUUAAUAUGGUCUUGUCUCUGAGAUAUUUUUAAACAGAAGUGGUUGGGAAACCAGCCCCACCCCCCCCCCCCUUUUUGUGCAAUGGAAUUAUGGAUGUGAAAACUCCCUUAAUUACUUAAUAAGUACAAUACUUAAUAAGUACAAUAUCCUCUAAACUUAAACACAUGUAAAUGUACUGAGGCUAAGGUAUAGAGAAUAAAAUCCCAUUUUCUACAAGAUAUAAUUUUUUAGCAUAAUACCCAAGAGUUCCAAAGAGAUAACUUACUGAACUUAUUUAGCUUAUACAAAAAGCGGAAUCAGUGGUUUCCUAUAUCUAAGCGGUGGGAGAGAAGCCAUUCAUGCCAUGUUGUGGAAGCCUAACCCCUACAUGAAUUUCCAUGAUAGUUUUGGGUGGUGAACGCUCUGCUUUGUAAAAGCGGGGCAUAUAACGCCACAUAUAAAUUUAAAAUUCAGGGAUGCAGUUUGGCGCAUACCUGAAUUUACUUUUGCAUCAUUCUACACAAUUUGUCGAAGAGCUACAGAAGAAAUGUUUGUUGAAGUAUAGGUGCCCCUUGAGUGGUAGUGUUUUACAAGUAGUAGUUACUAAAAAAUGAUGUUUUAUCAUUUUUAUUUAAGAUUUAAAGAUUACUUGUUUGAAAUGAAUAUUAAAAAGGACUAAAAUGGGGGCCAGUAUGCUGCACUGCCUUGUACUGACAGAGAAAAAAUGGAAAUAGAAUAAAGAAACAAGUUCAUUAUUUAAAUACCGAGGUGGCCGCAACAUUUAACGUGCUGGGCCACAUGCAGCCCUUGGGAUGACCACACCUGUUCUAUCACUUUCAUUUAAUAGAUUUUUAAAAUGGAUUCAUUUUACAUGUCUAUUUGUAUUUCACAAUCCUUUUGUCAGUACUCGUUUAAGUUAUUCAUUAGGUGAAUUUAAGUUAUAUUUAUAUAAAAUUUUAUUUGUUUCUUUUUCAGAUUUUACCCAAAAAAAAUUUAGAAUCCAAUUAGCUUAAUAAUCCAUCCUAAAAGAAUCUGAAAUGGAUACAGUUUCCUCAACAAGGUAAUUUUUUUAAUAAUUAUUGAGAAGACAGAAACAUUAUUCACAGUUGCUUUAUGAACUAAUACAACUGAAACACUGGGAAAAUCCCCUCCCUCCCUCUCUCUAUCUCUCUCUCUCUAUCCCAUCCCUUUACUUUUCUCUCUGCUGACUAACUUUUAUAUUUGAACAACUUUUUGAGAUAUAUUGACCCUAACAAGCUUUAUGCACUGGGAAAGCAUUCAAACUUCCUUUCUUUUCCUAAUUAGGCCAUGCCUGAUUCUCUUGCCCCUCUCAUAAUAUUAAUUACUACUGUAAGAUGGCAGAGGAAAAAAUUAAAAGAACAAUAUAUUACACUUUUUAUGCAUGCUGUGUACACAACAGUUUAUGGUGGCCAUUUGUAAAUGAUGUCACCUUGUAAGUUCCCCUCCCCAUUGUCAAAUUUUCACAAAAUGUAGAUACCCUUAAAUGCAUAAUGCAUUGUUAAGAAAUGUGUGCCCUCUAACUCAUCUCAUAGACCCCUGACUCCCCUCAUAGAUGUGUGAGGUCAAUUUUAUGAUUGGCCUCAUUCCAAAUUGUAUCGAAUUAGUUACAUUUUCACUGGGUGGGAUUUGAUUAGUUGGAUCUUAAAUAAGAAUCGCUAAGUUUUGUAAAAGACAGAAGGUAAAUUGACUUUUUAAAAAUUAUAGCAUUAAUUGUUAAUGAUGCAUUGAAACUUGAAUGUUUUUUAAAAUCUUUUUUUAACUUUGAGAAGAAUACAAGUGACUGUUACAAAUGAUGUUUAGAUCAUUUACGAUAAUUUAUUUCCAGCACAUCCUCCGAAGGAGACUCCAUUAAAAUUUUUCUCAGAGUUCGGCCCCCUGAUCCAAGUAUUAGUGAAAAUGACUUUGCACCACGAGUUUUAGAUGUUAACACAGCUGACAAUGCGGUCAUACUUAGAACCAAGCCUGAGCCUAAAAUCUUUACAUAUGACAAUGUUGCAGAUGCUGAUAUUACUCAGGUUUGAGGAAAAUUUAUAGAUUGGGUUUAAUAACUUAUAAAUCAUCAAUUAAAAUAAGGCAUUUAAAAGUGUUAAGUUUGACAAUGAUCUUGUAUUAUACUUCCAUGUUAUUUAAGUGAUUACAGUAUGAAAUUACUAUACAUAUACAAGAGAAGAAUAUGGAAACAACAUUUUAUUUAUAAUUAAGUCAUAAAAAUCCCUCAAAACAUCUCAUUUUAUACCAAGAAAUUUCAUGGAUUAAAACUCAUGAUCUGUCUGCCAUUAUUGAAAGUACAAUUAAUUAGAUGCAGAUAAUUUAUAAUGUGAAUGUAAAUAGUAUCUGGCAACUUUUUUUGUUUUCACAGGAAGCUGUUUUUUCAAUUGUAGGCAAAAAAAUAAUUGAAAGCUGUGUCACUGGUUAUAAUGGAACAAUCUUUGCUUAGUAAGUACCAAAAUCAAUUUAAUGGAACAAUCUUUGCUUAGUAAUUACCAAUAUUAAUUUAUAUCUUAGAAUUUAUAACUUUGUUGAAUUAUUCAAAAGUUAUGCUGGUGUCUCUGGAAAAAAGCAAAUGUUUAAAAUUUCAUCAUGUAGCAAAGGGAAAGUGGUUUAACUCUGUUAAAUAUUACUGUUUUCUUCCUUUUUUUUCCAGUGGCCAGACAGGCUCAGGAAAGACAUUUACAAUGCUUGGUGAGAAAUUAAAUACCAGUAACCCUGUUAAGUUAUAGUUUUAUCGUCAUUUUGUUUUUCAUACUUAACCUUGAAAGUAAUUUUCUUUUAAUUUUGGAAUUAUUGUUUUACAGGUCCUUCUGAAAAUUCUGAAAGUUUUCAACAUGAGCUCCGUGGUGUGAUUCCCAGAAGCUUUGAAUACCUCUUCAGCCUCAUUGCCCAUCAACAAGAACUGGUAUGUACAUUCUAUUUAUGAUAUGAAUAUCAUUUUCAAGAUCAAGUUGGUUAAUUUUGUACUUAAAUUCUGUCUAUUUUCACUUGACAUUAACAUUCCAAUAAUUUUUAUAUUGUUUUUUUUUUUUUUUUUUUUUUUUUUUUUUUUUUUUUUUUUCUAACAAUAAUUUUUUUUUUUUUUUUUUAUUUUUUUUUUUUUUUUUUUUUUUUUUUUUUUUUUUAUUUUUUUUUUUUUUUUUUUUUUUUUUUUUUUUUUUUUUUUUUUUUUGCUAUCCAGCAACAAGCAAUGUAUGUGACUCAUAGUAAUGUUUAUAUUUUAGAAUGAAAAUUGUUAAAAGUUAUGUUAAAGAAAUAUUUUUUGUUUACAUUUGGAUAUAUUUCAAUUUAAAAUGUGUUACAGCUGUGUCAAUUAAACGAAAAUAGAUCAAAAUUGUCGUUAAAGUUAGAAGACAUCAAUAAUCUCCUGUCUAAGCUAAAAGCUGCAUUCCUACUAACGGCCAAUUGAGUAAAUACAGAAUAAAAAAUUAUUGUUUUUUGUUGAAAAUCACAAUUAAUUCCAAAGACAAAAAUGUAGCCUACAUUUAAAAAAAAAUUAUUUGAGAUAGGAAGAAUUUUUCUGUCACGGACAUGUUUUAAAUUUCUCUGAAUUAGAAUUAAUUUUUUUCCAUAUGACUUCUAAGUGAAUGCUUAUUUAGAAUGAGAAACAGAAUCUAUUUUUUACAAUUCUGCAGCAUGGUAGUAAGAAACAGUUCCUGUGCCGCUGCUCCUUUCUGGAGAUUUACCAAGAACAAAUCUUUGACCUUUUGGAUCCUGCGUCACAGGGUCUUCAUCUUCGUGAAAAUAUGAACAAAGGUGUUUUUGUGGAUGGUCUUAUAGAGCAAGUAAUUUGUAACCCUAGUGAUGCAUAUCAGGUAACUGCUCUGCUCUUAGUGUUAAUUUUGAAAAUGGGAUUAAUUUAUGUUUGUAUGGUUAACUAUUAGAUAUAAAUCAUUGUUAACCACUGUGUCUGUCUGUAUUUUAUUACAAAGGGAUAUUCUUAUUUUAUUUUUUUAAAGUAGGUACUUUGAUAUUUAAUUAAAAAGGGAAAUAGAAUAUGAAGCUGUCGGUAGAUCCUCUUAGAUUUUGUUUCAGAAAAUAAAAAUAACGUCUUUAAAACCACCUAUGUCUGUAAUGAAUGAUGCAAUAUUCUAACAUUAGAUUAUGAAUAGGUGCUGGGACUUGAUUCUGUUCAUAUCAAAUCUCUCAGUACAACAAAAAAACUUACCAAAAGAAUCUAAAUGCAACUUUUCUAAAUCCAUUCCUUACUGUAGGUCCUUAUCAUGGGCUGGUUAAACCGUAGAGUAGCAGCUACUUCCAUGAACAGAGAGAGUUCAAGGUCACAUGCUGUUUUUACAGUCAUGAUAGAGUCCAAGGUAUUACAUAUAUAAUUGUUAAUUUAUUGUAUGAAAUGAUGAUCACAGACUCACCUUUUUAUUUUAGUACAGAUUUAAAGAAAUUUAUUGGGAAAUAGAGAGUUUUCAGCAAAGAAAGAUAAACAUGAUCCAGUCAGUUGUUUAGUUAGCUAAAGGGCAGAUAGUUUAUAUAAGCUUCUAGUUAUUCCAAAUGUAAAUUUUUCAGGCAUGCACACAAUAAAAAUUAUGUAAUCCUAAUGCAUAUCAGUGGUAAAUAAUGUAAGCUUAAUUACUUCUCUUUCCCUGAGUUUUGAUGUUUCAUAAUUAUAGCUCUAUUAUUACUUUCUAUUAUUAGAGUUAUUAGCUAUUUUUUUUAUUAUUGUACUUUUAUUAUAUUAUUUAAUAUAGUUUCUUUCAUUUGAUUUUUUUUUAAACCUGGUUUCUUAAAAAAUUUUUGAUGAUUUAUAUUCAAAGCUUAAAUGGGAAGACUUGCUUGAAUUUUAAGACUUUUGAUAAAAUAAAUGCCUUUAUUACAUAUUCUCUGCUUGUUAUCAAAGUGUACGUAUAAAGGUGACACUGAAUGAUACAUUUUUAUAAAUUUAGAUUGGGCAGCCAAGUUAUAGAGAUUAUUUUUUAAAUUAACCUAAUGAUGGCAAACAUCUUUGUUUGGAUUUACCAACACGCAUUAUGUUCAAAACUUUUUCAAUGUUUUCUUUAAGAUUGCAAUGCAUUUAAAAAAAAAAAAACAUUUCCAUUUGUUUGAAUCAAUAAAAGUAUCUUAUCUUAAUGUUAAUAUGCUGUAAUAAUUCAUUGCACCUACUUAACACCUAAAUAUCUUCUUACAGGAGGAUGCUGGAGGAGUACAAAAUAUACGAACAUCACAGCUGAACCUUGUUGACCUGGCAGGAUCAGAGCGUCAGAAAGACACCAAUACAGGGGGGACAAGACUUAAAGUAAAUAUCAUAGUGUGCUUGUGGAAGAGAGUUUUCAUGUAGCGAAAGUGCACUUUGUUAUAGCAAGACAUGUUUAGACAAGGUUUUUUUUUAUUAUUCAGGCAGCUCUAAGCACUAAAAAAAAUUUUUGGUCCUCUCAAUCCAGGAAGCAGGCAGCAUAAACAAGUCUCUCUCCGUGCUGGGUAAUGUCAUCAUGUCUCUUGUGGAUCUGAGCCAUGGUAAAAAAAGGCACAUCCCUUACCGAGAUUCAAAAUUAACCUUCCUGUUGCGGGUCAGUUUUGUUUGUUAAUGAAAUAUAAGAACAGGGUAUGCUAAACUUGAAUUCAUAGACAGGACAAAAGAUUUGUUAACUAUUUUUUUAUUUUAUUUCAGCUAGUUUCAGUUUUCUUUAAAAAUUUCCUUGAAAGAAUUUGUGUGAUAUCUCCAAGGUUUUGUAAUUUAACAUUAUCAACAAAAAGAAGUGUCUAAAAAUGUUUGACACCACUGAUAAAGUAAGGGCCAGUUCCAUACAGGAACUUUGUUUUAUUUUUAGGUGGAUUAGACGUUGAUUAUGCUAAGAAUUAAUUAAGUAAAAAUUGAAAUGUUUUACUUAAAAUCAGGAUUCCCUUGGCGGUAACACAAAAACAAGAAUGAUUGCUUGUGUACACCCUGAUUCCAGGUAAAAAUUUAUAGAUAUUAUUUAUUUGCAUUCUUAGCCUUUGCAAUUCUUUAAGCUUAAAAAACUGAGUUUUCUUAGGACUGUGAUUGUAUUUGCAUCAUUAUACACUGUAAAAUAACUCUAAUUUAAAUUCUUAUUUUUUAGGUGUUUUGGAGAAACACUUUCAACUCUCAAUUUUGCAAGAAGUGCAAAACUAAUCAAAAAUAAAGUGAGUACAUCCUGUUAUAAUUGCAUAUAGCAUGGCAUGUUUACAAUUGGGCGCUGGCAUGCAGUUUCAAUUCUUUUUUUUAAAUGCUUUGGUAGAUUUUAAUAAUUUUGUUCAAACAAAACAUACAAUAAGUUUUGCCGCCACAAAUAGUUCAAGUCAUAUUAAAAGCUCCAUUUAUUUAAAAAACAAACUAUUGUGUUGUAAUCUAUGACAAAGAUAGUCCAAAGAUAAUGAACAAUGGAAUUCUCUCCCAUAACACAUCCGCAAUAUACCGAGAGAUGUGUUUUGAGUGCUGUUUUAAAGGCAUGUACAGUCUGUAUUCAUCUGCAAUAUACCGACUGUACAUGCCUUUAAAACAGCACUUACAACACAUCUCUUUAAACUCUAUUAUCUCUCAAUGGCCGACAAACGAUGCUUCUGGCUGCUGUCCAUGGCUUGACAUUUAAAAUUUCUGGGGUGGGUGGUGUGAAUAUACAUUUGUUGGGUUUUUUUUGUUGUUGUUAUACAGCUGUUUCUUGAAUUAAAUAAAUGUAAUUUAUUUUUUAAUGUCAUGAUCAUGUUUGCUAAUAUAUUUAUGUACAGCAAGGUGAGCCCAGCUCUAUGCUGGGGUACCGCGCUAUUUAAGACCACCACUAAUAAUAAUAAUAUAUUUUUAAGGCUGUUGUCAAUGAAGACUUUCAUGGCAACAAUCAAAAACUCCAGAAUGAAAUUCGUCGUCUUAAAGAACUCUUAGAAUCCAUGCAGCAUACUCCAGGUCCUGAAAUUCGAACCAGUGUGGCAUCCCCUACAGGUUUGUUUUAAAAUAAACUUUAUUGAACACUUCGUCCUUAACCCAUUUUUAAAAAAUCCUUUAUAGUAACUUCGCUUCUUUUCAUGGGUGGCUGGCUGGGUACAAAAUCUUUGGACGGCUAAUUGAUGCACUUCCUGUCAAGCUAUUGAGCUGAAACUUGACACAUAGACUCGUUGCAGAUAACACAUUCUAUCAAAUUUUCAACCCCACCCCAGGGGUGCUACUUUUCCGGGUUGUCCCGGAAUUCCGGAUUCGUGAGGCUAAAUAUUUUUCAUUUCCGGAUUCGCGACUUUUUAUUUGCUAUCGUUCCGGGUUCGCAAGUUCAAUUUUUUCAAACACGGGCGCUGGAUUUAAAAAUUAAAGACAAAGCCAACGCAGAAGCGCGCGAAGGUCCAUCCAUUCCGGGAGAAGUGGGUUGGUCGGUUUUUCGCUAUAAAUAGGACAGGUACCGUGUAUCGCGACAUAUCGCCUCUCACUUUCUGGUUUGCGAGCGUCUCGUGUUAGUUUGCAAUCGCAUCGCUUUUUGCUGAGUCAAGUUACUUACACUUACGCGGACAAUCCUAUUUCCAUUGAUUACCUUUUAAUAUAAAUUACUACAGACAGCUAGAAGUUGCCACGUUUCUGUUAUAUUUAUAAUUGAAAACAAAAAGACUUUACUUUAUUAAAAUGCGUUUCUUGGAUGAGAAAGAAAAUAUUGCCGAAUUGGAGAAAACUGUUAAAAACAAGUGGCGAUGGCAAUGGUUGGAAAAUGAAAAUGACAGUGGUGCUUCGUUUAAAGUUUGGUGUAAAAAAAUCAACCACCCUGGUAUGUAGACCUAAUUUACUUACUGCUAUUACUACUUAAGAAUACUAAUAAUUACUACUUUCAUUGUAGAUAUUUGCAUAACUUCUAUGAUUUUCAUUUCAUUUACUUUAUCUGCUUUUUUUUUUGUACCUAACACUAACAAAUAUUGUUUACGCGCGAUUGUGAAUUUGUGUUGCAAAGAACAUUGUUUUUAUUAACAUAACCAUUACCAUUAAAGAUUACCUAAAGGUUAAUGAUAGUUGUGGAUGCCACCACAUCUUUUUAGGGUUCAGGUUAGUUUUAGGGAUACAUUUACUUAGAUUUAGUGACAGAAUUUCACAGAAUUAACUGGUUUCUCAACCAAGAUGGUGGCCAAUUAUGGCAUCCACAAUCACCAUUUACCAAAAAAUAUAAAAGAAGAAAUUUAAAGUCAACCUCAAUCUUUACAGGUGCAUGUUUUUGCAUAGUAUGCAAUCAAACUUUAGUCUAUGGAUCUUCUGGGAAAAAAGCUUUGACAGACCAUGCGAAUAAUCCUGCACACUGCAGUGCUUUAGCCAGCCUUCAAAAGAGCUACAUUUUACCUGGCACUACAUCAGACAUUUCUAGCAGAAGGCAGUGUUUAAAUGAUAGGGUUCAAGAUGUCAAAACUGUUGUUGGUGCCUUCCUAGCGGAACACUGCUUACCAUAUAGCAUGUCUCCACACAUUCUUGAAUUGUGUAAAAAACUUGCCCAAGAGACAGAGGCUCUAAAUGCUACAGCAAUGGGACGAACAGCAGCUACAUACACAAUUACCCAUGGUAUUGCUGAAGAAAUGAAAAGAGAACUGAGUGACAGUCUGAGAUUCAAAUUUUUUUCGCUUAACAUUGAUGAAGCAACAAACAAUGCAGGGAACAAGUUUUUAAAUGUUCUUGUUCAAUUUUUUUGUGACACUCAAGAAAAAGUUGUUGUUGACUUUCUUGGCUCGAGGGAAGUUAAUUUUUCUAUUUCCGAAAAUAUUUUCAAUGCAACAGAGAGUAUUCUUUUUGCGAGAGGUCUCUCCUGGUGUCAGGUUAUUUCCUGUCUAAUGGACUAUUGUAAUGUGAUGCGUGGAGUCAAGAACGGAGUUGAGUCAUUGAUACGACGAGCCAAUCUAAAUCUCCUCAAUGUCAGUGGUGACACUGUGCAUAUGAUGAACAAUGCUGCAAAAGCAUUUUUUGAGCCCAUUGAGGAAUUUUCAGACUUUCAGACAUUUGCUUCCAACAUUUUUUAUGACAUAGAGGACUCUCCAAAGGCAAGAGCUUUUUUUCAUGAAAUACAGACAUUACUGUAUUCAAAGGUGUGGACCAUAUUUAGGCCAAUUUCAUUUCAAAUAGAUUUUUGCAAAUGAAAGACGUUUGUGACAGAUUGCAUCAGCUAUGGGGUGCUCUAUUUAUAUUCUAUUUUGGCUUCCUGUCAAAUAUUGAACAAUCAAAACAUAAAACUGAUGUUAAAGAAAUCUAUGUAAAGUUUAAAUUAAACACCAACCAGCGGGACAAACUUGACAACAUCAUAACAAAUAUGAAAAAACAAACAAAAACAAAAGCUGGAACUGUUCGAAAAGAAAGUAUUUUGUUGCACCUUUCCCAUCAAAAACAGAGGACUCAUGUAACACUACAAUUGGAUAGAGGAAUAACGCAAGAUUUUGCAAAGUAUGUAAAGUGUUAUCAGUCGGAAAAGCCACAAUGCCAUCGUCUGCAUACAGACAUGUAUGAGCAGUUGAAAACCAUUUAUUCUGGAUUUAUUGAACCCAGCAUUAUUGCUGACCCUAACAAAGGUAUGAAACACCUUUCCCAGAUAAAUACAAACGACAGAUCAAUUCAAGUUAGGGACAGGCAACUUGGUUUGGGUGAUUUUUGUCUCCCUCUUAUUAGAGAAUGCCUUAGGGACAAACAUAAAAAUCACUGGAUUAAUGACUUCUAUGUUGCUGUUAGAAAAGGUUAUGUAAAUGCAAGUGACAAGAUGAAAAAACUGCCACUUUUAAAUAGCACUAUAAUACAACUAUCAUCUCUGGACCCCGGUUUGCAAAAGUCUUCCACAACAGCUGGUGCUUUGGGAAAAUUAGGUGAAAGCUUACCAAAUGUCAUCAGUUCUGACGUGUGGCAUUCUGGAUGCUGAAAUCCGCAUGUAUACUGUCGAUGCGUCAAUGUCACAGUUACAUGCUGAUGAGACUGCACCCGAUUUCAACCUGGACAAAGACUUGUGGAGCAAGUUAAUAGCUCUAAAGCUAAAUGGUGAAACAAAGUAUCCAUUAUUAGGUUCACUAGUUAAAGCUCUACUCUCAAUUUUUAGUGGUCCUUUGGUGGAAAACACCUUUAAUAUCAUGGACGAUAUCAUCGAAGAUGAUCGGGCGCGGAUGACCCACAAAAACUAUGAGAGUUUGGCCAUUGUAAAAAGCCAUCUCAAGGCCCGGGGAGAAAGUGCCAUCACGAUGACUGUAUCUCAGUCCAUGAGAAAGUAUGUUUUUUCUGCCAGGCAGCGCCAUCAAGAGUAUAUGGAGCUACCUGCAAAAGACAGUAUGGCAAAGUCAGUUUCAUCAUCAACUGAAGUUAUACAACCAACACUACCAUCCUCAGCUUCAUCUGUGCCAUCAUUAGGUACCUCUUCUGUAUCAACUAUGUCACCUGCUUCAACAUCCUUACCAUCGACAGCCUUUUCUUCAGCUGCUCAAGACAUAUGUAACAGAAAUUUGUCAAGAAAAAGAAAACAUACAGACACCACAAAUACUGCAGCCAUUACAAAGUUCUUCAAAAAAAUAUAACUUGAUUUGUUACACACUUUUACAUAUCACUUGUUAAAUAUUUGUUGUAAAUAAUUGAUGCCUAUUUUGAUGUUAUAUAAAUUGAUUUGUUACACACUUUUACAUAUUAUUUGUUAAAUAUUUGUUGUAAAAUUGAUGCCUAUUUUGAAUUUAUUUCUUAUGUCAACACUGAUAAAUAUUUAUUGUAUGCCACACUGCAUUUCUUAAAUAGUUUGAUAGGAUUUUAUUUAUGCGUUUGUAAUAAGUGCCGUUAAAAUAUAUUGUUUGGGAAAAUUAAUGUGGAUACAUAUAUGCAUAUAUGAUGUAAUCAUUGCAUGAUAAAAGUGUAUGAAUUUUAUGCGUUUCGUUAAGAUUCAGGGUUUGAAAAAUGUGGAAAUGAAGUUUCAGGGUUCAAGAAAUUUUUAAAAAGGCAUUUCAGGGUUCAUAGCUUACGGUGAGUGGCACCCCUGCCCCACCCCUCAAAAAUCAGUUUUUCCAUGUUCUUCUAGGGAACAUGAAGGAAAAUUCACGAUAACUGCGCUAAAUGAUAUUCUUUUAAAAAAUAUCGCAAGUGCUUUUGGUGCGUAAUAUUUUAUUUUGCUUUUCUGAAAUGGUGAAAUAAAUAAAUAAAUCUUGAUGUAAAAGCGGGCCGGUCCAUAGAAUAUUAAUAUAGUUCAGGGGCGUGAAAAAAAAGGGGGGGGGGGCACUAAUUGGGAUUCUUAUAAAGUGCAUUACUUGUAUGAAUAUUUUGUCAAAUAUUUAGCCCCACCCCCAUUGCUCAAUAUUACAUUUUAUAAAGGAUCUAUACGGAAAACAUUGUUUUUAGAGGCUGUUUAAUUUUUUAUAUAUUUAUUUGGUGCUUAAUUGUGAUGUAAACAAAGUUGUGUUGAUCAGCUGACUUUUAGGUGGACAUGAUUGAUAUCAUAAGUAUUAUAAUCACAUUUUUUUCUUUCAGAUAAUCCGCCGAUGAGCGCAGAUUCUGUUUGGAAGAGGAACUUUAUUGAAGCCAUGUAUUUCAGAGAACAAUCUGAAAAUGAGAAAAAGGUUGCUUUAAGUGAACCUCACAGUGUAGCUUAAAUCUGCAGGAAGUUUUCUAGUGCUAAAUCAUUUCUCCAUUUAUCUGUAUAAUUAAUAAGAUUUGAGCACGUUAUUCUGAUGCAUCCUUUUGUAUAACCAGAUAAGUUACCAUAUGUUUGUGCAUUGUUCUGAUCUGAUACAUGCUUCUGUAUAUUUAGAUAAGAUAUGUGUGUAUUAUUCUGACACAUUUCAAUUAUUUUUUCCAGACACUGCAGGAUGUGGUCAAUCAUCUCCAGGAGUUAUGCAACAAAAAAGAUAAAUACAUUCAGUCCACCAAAAUGAUCAUAAAAUUCAGGGAAAAUCAUAUACAGUCGUUGCAGAUGGCUUCUAAGGGGUACCUAGAGAUGGAAAAGGACACAUUAGUUGUGAGUCAUUUUUUAGGAUAUUAUUUAAUUGCAUUUUAAAACAGCAAUUACUACUAUGACUGUGACCCUUUGGUCUUGAAAUGAGAUAGCAUGAUGUUUCCCUCAAGUUUUAUUGUUUGGAGUAAUUAUCUGUGAAUUCCUAGAAGAACCUAAGAAACAAUGACCCAGUAAUUCUGGUUUAAUGGAAUUAUGUAACAAGUCUCAUGUAAAAAUGCUAAUGCGACAUAAAUUGCUUGCUCAUUUUUAUCCAUAUUCAAAAUGUUUUCUUUUCUUCUUCUUCUAUAUCUUAAGGGCCCACGAUCAAUUUAUUGAUCAUUUUGGCUCCUAUGCAUGUAGAUAGGAGUUGCAAUGUUUCUGUUACUGGUGGAGAUGAGGAAAUUAUGCACUAGGGGUUUGAAGGCUUGAGGCAAUAGACACAAAUGUGUCUAGUGUUGUCGCCUCAACUGUUCCUUUUGAAAGAUGGUUCCAGUCCCUGAUUGUCUUGGGCAGGAAUGAGCAGGUCCUAUACUGGCUUCUUGCUGGUAUGAGCCUGAAUUGCCUGUCAUGGCCUCGUCGCUGUCUAUGGGGGAGAGGGACGAGUUUCUGUUUAAUACUGGAACAGUGGACCAGCCCAUUAUUUAUCUUGUACAUCAUGGAGAGCCUGGAUUGUCGUCGUCGUUUCUCCAAUGGUGACCAGCCUAGUGUUUCUAGCAUGCUGCCAACACUAGAGGUAUUCCUGUAGCGGUUUAGGACAAAGCGUGCUGCUCGUCGCUGGACCGCCUCCAACCUGUCAAUGCUCUUCUGGGUAAAUGGGUCCCAGACUGAAGAUGCAUAAUCUAAAAUCGGACGGAUAAAGGCUUUAUAUGCUCUUUCUUUCACACAGGAGUUGCCAAUCUUUAGAUUUCGCCUUAAGAACCCCAAGGCUUGGUUUGCUUGGUUACAUACAUUGUUAAUAUGUGUAUCAUUGCACAAUAUAGAAUUGCAUGCAGGUGAAAAGUAUAAUUUUUUUGUGUGUUAAAUUAAUUUUAAAAUUUAUUUAUAUCCCAGAAAUCUUUGCGUGACGAGAUUAAAGUACUGCGUCAACAACUUGAAAACAACCCAAUGCUCGCCAAGUAUGCUGGUGAAAACAAGCACUUACGCAGUGAGCUGAAGCAGCUGAGAGCCCGCGAGUCUCUUAGCAAUAUCCAUAAUGAUGUGUCCCGGAGUGCCCAACUAGAGAGGGUCUUCAAGGAGCUGAAGUUAUACAAGGGUGAGUUAUGUUGUAAAUGUAGCUGUCAUCUGAUAUUCUCCAUCAUUUGACUUUGGCUAUCACAACCUAAAUAACUUCAGAAACACUGGCAUCCCUUAAUAUUUAUUUUAUUCUAUGCAUUUCUAGGAACUUGACCCUGAAUAUUUUAUGAAAUUCCCUCAUACGUUGUACUACCUCAUGUUUUUGUUUAUUGAAAUUUAAUGAAUAACUCAAUCUUUUAAGUGUCGCCCUUUAUAUAAUUAUACUAUUAGAAAUAUGGCUGAAAUUUAUGAAAAUAUUUGCUUAUAUGUAGUCCAGUUUUGUUGGUUGCUUUUAAAGUGCAAAAUGUCUUUAACUUAUCAGGGGCAGUUGUUAUUUUAAAGAAAAUAAAUGUCUAACAUUGAUCAGAAUUGAGCACCGGCAGCCCUUGUGGAGGUCUGCGAUCUUCUCCUUUGAAGGAUGGGCUGUCAGCCGCUACACUUGAUAAACACAGACGAGAAGUAAAGGGCUUGCAGGAACAAAUUGAAAUAGUAAGUUAACGUACUUGAUGUUGUGGCAGUGGUAAAUAAUCUGCUCCUCUUGAGCAGCAUGCAGCUCUUUGAAGGAAUAUAUGCAUCUUUUUUUUUUAAACUAAUCUCUAAUGCAGAAGAAUCGGGCCCCUGCCUGCAAAUCCCAUAAUUAUUAUCUCAGCACUUAUAAUAUUUAAAAAUGGCCUCUCACCCCUUAAAGGGUUGCUGACCCCUGUGUUGGAGUAAACUACUACUUUUCACAGAGUUGUAAAAUUGAUUGACUCUGAAGAAAAAUCUGGCGGGUAUAUCUAUUUUGUCUGAUCAAUGCAGAGGUUAUUUCUAACACUACCCAUGGUUUUGUCCACGUUAACACUUCUAUGACAUUGGUUUUCAGUUGCGGCAACAGCUAGUUGAUGUCACCAAAGCAGCUGAGAACCGACAGAUGGAGAUGGAUGUUGAGCUCGUUUCUUGUCGUCGCAUGAUUGUGGAGCUAGAAAGAGUCCUGGAAGCUCACCAGCUCAAGGCCAGGAUUGAAUGCAAUGCUUUAAAAGACCUCCACUGCCAGACACUGAAGGUUUUGAUUGAGAGCAUGCAUUUUUAUCGUUAGCAUUUUCUAUUUUUGAAGAAGAAUAAACUCAUUCUUCCUUCACUAGCAUAUAAUUUUAAUAUUGUCCUUUGCAAAGACAAAUUUGAAUGAUUUAUUAUUUUUCACUAUCUAAAAAUAAUUGUGAGGUUUCAAAGAAAUGUAUUUUUAUUUUUUUUUAAACCAAAAUUAAAUUUCUUCUGACUAAAUUAAAUCUAGUCGUAGAAUAUUCAGAAUCUCUUAAAACAGAUUGACCAGUCAUCUAUUUGAUGGGGCUGUUUGUUUAAAUACAUGGUAUAUCUAUGUACUCUGGUCUAAAACUAUGUGACCAUUUCAAUAUUUAUUUCUUUAAAAAGAAAUAAAUUAUAACAAGAUCCACAUACCUUGAUUUUUUUUUUUUUAAAAAGCAAAGGAUUUGAACAUCAUUCCAUUAGGUAUCAACAAAAAAAAAAAACAAUUUUAUUUUUUUUUUUUUAAAAAGCAAAGGAUUUGAACAUCAUUCCAUUAGGUAUCAAAAAAAAAAAAAAACAAUCUCACAUUUGAUUUCCACAUUGAAAAUGUGAGAUUGUUUGGAAAAUAAAACAUGAAAGAAACGAAUGCAUAUAUUUGGUGUUCCUUAGGCCGCUAUUUCCUCUCACCAGGUAAUGACAACCCCAAAAAUGUCAGCCAGUUCUCCCAAUACACAAGAGCAGGCAGUGGGUGAGCCGCAAGAGGCAGAGCUUGGUAUAACAGACUGCAUUCUGCCCAAGGACUUGGCUGAGGGAGCACAUGAUGCCUUAAUGGAGGAAAUACACAUGCUUCAGAUGGAGAAUGGGAAACUAAAGGUAGAUAACUUGGAAUAAAGGAAACCGAAUGAUUUUUCAAUUACUUGGAACAGAUGCUUAUUUGAAUUUAACUUUUUGUUUUUAUUUUCAAGGGUUUGAAAUGCCUGACCCUCGAAUUAUUAUUGUCACUAUAACUCUGGAUUUUUAUUAUUUAUUAAAUUAAAACCUUGGUCCCUUUGAUUAAAACAUUGGUAUUUACAUUAAAACUUUGAUAAAUUUCACUGAAAUCUUGGUCAGUUUAGUGUUUAUGUGAUGGUGUAUAUUAUAAAUAUGAGGUGACUGUUAAAUAUGAGAUGACUGAUGCAUCCAUCAGUUAUGUGUUUAUUUGAUGGUCUAUUUAAAAAUUAUUUGGUAACUGACACAUAUUUUAUUAGUACGGGUUUCUUUUUUUAAAGGAAAGAAUUGACGAAUAUGAAGCUGACAUGUUGAGGCAACGGCAACAAGUGGAAAAACUGGAACUUUACAACACUCAGCUCAACUCAGUAAGUUAAUUACAAAACAGCAUCUUUUGAUCUGGUAACUUCAUCAGGCCAGUUAGCUUCUGCAAUAGCCUAAUUACACAUUUCAUUUUGAGUUGAAUUAUUUAGAUAUUUAAUCCAUCUGCAGCACUGAAGAAAACAAAAAGCUUUUUUUUUUAAAAUUACACAUCUUGAAUCACUGAGAUCACUAAUCCAAUACUUAUAUGGGAAAUUAAAAUAAAUGAACUCCUUUUACAUGAAACAUUUUAAACAAAUUGCAUUUAGGUGUUAGAGAAAGAAAGAGCAGAGAACACAGCCAGAAGAAAUGAUUACACCAGUGCGGUCAACACAUUAAAGGAAGAAAUCGAUACUGUAAAAAAUGAUCUAAAAUGUAAGUCUUCAAGGUGUGCUCAAAACAUUUAUCGUAUUAAUCUGUCACGGAAGCAAGAUUAUUUGCAGCAGUUUUGAUGGUAUACAUUUACUUGAAUUUUUUUAUCAUAAAUUUUGUAAUCCAUAAUUUGAUAUUUCUUUACAUUUAAGUAAAUUACUUUUAAAGAAUAAAGAUAAUGAUUAUCAGUAUGUCCUUAUUUUAUUUAAUGGUUAGUGUUGAAUGAUGAGAACACAGACCUGCACUUGGUUCUUAAGUCAGCUGACAAGCAACUGAAGGAGGAAAAAGAGAAUCACAAGGCUCUUCACCUCGCCUUUACCCAGGAAAUCCAAAGCCUUGAGGCAAAAGUGAGUUUGUCGAUAUGGAGGGAAAUAUGUGCUCUAUGCUUGUUAAUUUUUAAAUUUAAUGAUUGAAUGUAACGCUCUGACAAUGUAGGGUGUUUGAGAGUGUUUUAUUAGCUUGAGAGCUGUCAGGUCAAUGAGAUAGUAUGUGGCCAUAAUUGCGAUGGUAAAAAUGAAAUGCUGUAUUUAGAUACUAAAUGAAGGUUUAAAACUUAUCUUACCCUCAGUGAAUGAUUGUGGAGGAUUCUAUUUCUCUUUAAGGUGGUUCUAUUUCUCUUUUAUAUGGUUCUAAUUUUAAUUAUAGCAUGAAAUAAACAAAAUGAAAGUAGGUUCGAAGGCAACUUUUAUUUUGUUGAAUAAAAAAAUGAAGGCUUAUAGUCUUGUUAUAAUUGUGGAUUUAACAUUCUAGAGCAGGGAUGGACAAAUAGCACAGCUGUGUGACUGGGCUAAAUAGUGAGAUCUAAUUUAUAAGAAUGGAUUAAUCAUUAAACUGGUAAUUAAUCGGCUUGCAGCAGAUAUUGGGAUUGCAGGAUGAUUAUUGUCAUUUUCAGACACAAAAACUUAUGGAGCUCCAAACUAAAAUAAAAGGGCUGAUGAUAAAGUUGGAAUUGAAUUUUGUUCAAUCAUUUUAUUUAUUUAUUUUGUAUUGAUUCUUUUUGUCUAUAGUUGUCUAAAACCAGCAUAGAUUUGGAGACAACCACCAGAGAUUAUGAAGAUGCUCUGAAAGAACUUGGGGCACUAAAGGUUAGUCAGACUAAAUAACAGAAACUCUAGCGUUCUUAUUUUAAGUAUCUUGUCCAAUGAGAUCAGCUUAGAGAUCAAUAGAUACAAAAGUGACGAUAUGGAGUUUCGGUUAAGCUGCUGCCAAUUCAACUGCCCUGAAACAGCUACAUAAUAGUACAAAUGAUUAGUUAAUAUUACACAUUCAAGAUUUUCUCUUUUUGUUCGGUGUAGGAAGAUAUAGAGACCUCCCGGGUAACCAUGACAUUCCUCGAGCACCAUGCGGCUGAGCUGGAAGAAUCUAGAAAUAGAGAAGUCAAGAAAAGGGAAAAGCUGGAACAAGAAAUAAGAGUGAUUGUUUUUUCAUUUUGUUUUGAAAAGUGUUUGAUGUUUGUCCAAAUAGGUCUCAGUUAUAAUUUAGGAUUCAAACAACUGGACUAAAACAUAGGAUAACAAAACAAGAAUUUAAAAAAAAACAUUUGGGUUAUCUUUAUAUGUUUAAGAAAGGUUGAAAGUUUGCUCAAAAUUUUAGUUUAAGUUCAUAAGAUUUACUCUAUGGGCCUUAAGUUCAUAUGAUUUACUCUAUGGGCCUUAAGUUCAUAUGAUUUACUCUAUGGGCCUUAAGUUCAUAUGAUUUACUCUAUGGGCCUUAAGUUCAUAUGAUUUACUCUAUGGGCCUUAAAUUCAUAUGACUUACUCUAUGGGCCUUAAGUUCAUAUGAUUGAUUCUAUAGGUAUUAAGUUCAUAUGAUUGAUUCUAUAGGCCUUAAAGAAUGCAGGUGAUCUAAUCAACUACAAGGAGUUCAAAGAGCAAGCAGAAGUUAAUUUAGACUACAAAGAAAAUGAGCUGGAGGUUGUCCUUGCCGCCAAGGCUGAACAAGAUAGAACCAUUGAGCAACAAGGAAAACUUAUUGAGGAAAAUAAGGUAAAUCCCUUGUGACAUUCAGAUCAGCAUACAUAUUGCGCAGAUAUCUGUUAUUUCUAGAUUUAAACAAUAUUAAGUUUUAAAAAUUUGUAUAUGUAUAAUAUAUUUUCUGUAUUUGAGACUUGUACCCAUCAUGAGACAAUGUUGUCUUUUUUAACAUUUUAAAGUGCUUAUGGCAGGUGUAACUACUAGGCAAGUAUAAUAGUAGGUUUGAGUCCGACAGCAAUCUAAUGCUAACCCAUGGAAAAUUUGCUUGGGAGAGACUGUAGAUUAGUAUCCUUAAAUUUGCUACUUCCUUAAAGUGGCUGAUGUUUUGCUCAGAGUUGCUCUCUGUCCAUUGCUGUGGUCAGACUGUACAUGUUUGAACAUGCAACCCCAUCUGGCUCAACCCUGUGGUUCAUUCCUCUAGUUCAAAUCUGCAUUGCACCACAAGGCUUUCAUUCUUCCAAGUCUAAAUGAUGGUGGUGGCUAAAUAAAAAUAUAUUUUAAUUGCAUGUUACAACUUUGAUUUCCAGGAAAUUAUCAGUAAUAUGAUGAACUUAAUGCAUGAGAUGAAAAUGAACUUGGCUGGCAAGGAAGCUUCCAACAUGAAUCUUAAAUCCGAGAUAGAAAAUUAUAAAAUGGAGGCAGAGGAUGCCAAGAGAGAUUUGGAGAAGACAUCCGCUCAACUUAACAGCACACUUCAAAAGAUGUCUGAGAUGAAACAGAACUUUGAAAAUGCCUUACAGCGAAAGGACUUUGAAGUGAGUUGGUUUGAAAGUAGAAACUUGACAUGCUUUUUAAUUGUAUUUAUUAAUAGAUCAGUUAAACUACUGAUGUCUUUACUGGGAGGGGGUUUAAAUAACUAAUCGUUAUAUUUAUUUUGGCUGGCUGUGAAAUUUUUCAGUAGUUCCUAAUUUGCAUGUAGUUUGAAUGGAAUAAUUGACAUCCCAAAAUUCCUCAAGAAAAUUGCUUGAAUCCAAUGUUUGUUAAAUAGUACCCUUAUCUAAGAACUGAAAAGGCCAAAGCUACAGUGUAUUCAGUUUCUUACUCCCCCUUGUACUCUACGGCCGCCGCUUUCCACGCCAAGGAAAUUUGAAAUGAGCGCUUGCAUAUUUAGUAUUCAACAUCUAAGCUGAUUUACUGAAUUAAAGCACUGAUGUUUAUGCUUGAAUAAAAUACAUCCUAGAUUUGGUUCCAAGAGGCCAGGUUGGGUCAUGUUGCAUGCGCAAAGAUAAUGUUAUAGUCCAUUUCAGAUGUCCAACUUACAAGAGGACCAGGAGAGUGCAAACAACUCAUUGUUGAGACAAGCAGACAUAAUCAAUAACCUCCAAGAACAACUUAAAGCUAAAGAGGUAAGAAUGCAGCUGUGUCCCUCAAUGGAGUUCCCCAAAAUUUUGGUUGAAAUUCAAUAAAAUAAGCUGGUUUCAUUUAACCUUAGCAUGCUUAAUUCUGUUGUCAUCUAAGGUUAACAGUUCAAACUGUUUUUCCAACUUACUCAAACAAAUUGGUUUUGACAUUGAUCAGCCAGGAUAUUGUAACCUAUUUUAAAUGGCUAUUCAAUGAAGGCCACGUCAGAUGAAAAUUGGUUCCAUGUGACUUGCACUUUUGCUUCCUCGUGUGCUGGUGAGGUGGUGUCUAUGAUAGCAUGUAUGGUGACUGUCAGGUGGCAAGAGGGUGGGCUCGUGUGCGGCUGGUCACUGCUUCCAGGCGACACGUUGGAACACACCCCUGGGUGGGGGCUGCAGGGGCACUAGAUGCUUUCCUUUUUCCCAUGCCAAAUUAGCAUAUGCAAGGGAUUGAUGAGUGUCUGGGUCCAGAACACAAAAGCUUGUGGGGUAAGUCAUGGUGGGAUGUGCUUUUUAGCUGCGGCAUGCUGGAUAGAAACUUUUGAUCUGUUGGCUGUAAGGAGGGAAGCAAGAUGCUUUGACCCAAAUAGUUUUCUAUGUAUGCCCUGCCUAGUGGACAUUGUCUGGUGUAUUUGCACAAAGACUAACGCAAAUAUGUGGAGAAUUGCAUUAUGAACUAAGCUACACAUAACCACGGGCUUUUCUGUCUUUGGCCACACGUAAACUGUUGUGAGGGUGUUGUCUUAGCCUGGUGUGCGAUUCUUUGUUAGUUACCGCUCAAGAUUGUAAACUCCGCUAGUGCUUCAUGCACUUUCUAACCUAUAGACGGGCUAGUGAACUUGAUUGAGUUUACAUAUUUCUGUUCAAAGCAUUGGACUCUGAAAAAAACCUUGUGCUAUUGAUUCAGUUUGAAAUUACUGAGAAAAAUAGAACAAAAAAGUAAAAGUUGCCCUCUGGAUAAGUUAUGCUCUUUCAAGGAACUUAUAUUAUUAAUUUUUUUUUAAUUUCACUUUUUGAGACUUCCUCUGAGGGAAGAUAUUGGUUCUGGUAAGAUACCUAAGCCAAUCAGGCCAACAUCUGGUUCCCAAUGGCUAGCCAGAGAUGAUGGCUGAAAGGUUUCUUUUCAUAAAGCUUGAGCAACCAGUAAAUUUAAAACUGAUUUUUAGAAAUGUCUUAAAUGUAAUCCAUUGCCAUUCUUUUCUGAUGUUUAUGAAAUGUAAAAUGUAUUGAUCAUUUUCUUACAAACUUCUUCACCAGAUGGUCUGCAAAGAGAGGUUAUCAACUAAUGAGGACUUAAAAAACAAGGUCAGUUCUCUAAAAAAACAUAUUUUUUUUGUUGGUUUAAAUUUUUAAUCUAAACAGCUGGCAAAUAAACUUUUAUUUUAUGGAAAUUUUCAUUUAAACACAAUGCCAAGUGGAGGUGAUGACCGAUUUCAAUAAUAUAACAUGGCAAAAUGAAACAUUCGUGAAUAAUCUCCGUUUCACUGCUCACGCUUCCUAGCAUGUUUAUUCAUUCAUAAAUGGGUAUAUUGCAACUUUUAAAUAAAAAAUAGCUUGUUUAAAGUCCGAUUUUUGUCAAAGUUUGAGUUUUUAAACUGAUAAAUAGCAAUUUUGUUAAUUAUGGACUCAGAUGAUGAAUUUUAUAGUAAUUAAGAGGAACGGAGACAUAAUUCCUCUGUUGAUUAUGCUAGCUAUAGUAAUACAGCUUUAAUGAAGAUAAUAAGGGGAGAGACUGCAAUCAGGUUAGAAAAAUAGGAAAUGAGUAAAACAAAGUAAGGUGGAACCUGAAAAAAGGAUCGCAACAAAACAACGAACGUGUCGGCAGGAAGCCUUCGUCAGCAAGCAAACAACAGAAAAAACAGAAUAAAAUAUUUUUUUAAAAUUUAAAUAGCACUUAGCUGAGAAGUAGUAUCCCAGAGGGCAGCAAAAAAAUUGUGACAGAAAAUAAGAGGGUGAGAGAUUAAAUAGGGAAGAGGGAAAGAAAAGAGAAGUUAGUCCACUGCGAUAGUUCAUGGGCGUGGAAAAAAAAAACUGUGCAGUGACGUAUCUUGGGGGGUGGGUUGGGGGGGGGGGGGGGGGGGUUGUAGCAAAAAUUGGGAUUCAUAAAUGUGCAAUACUUGAGUUCAUGUUUUGUCAAGUAACUUUAGUUGAUGGGAAGUUCACGCAUUGCCGUCGCCAAUGUUUGGCGGGCUUUAACUAGUUCCUUAUAUUGUCUUACAUUGACUUGUGUUGUUCCUUAUAUUGUCUAACAUUGACUUGUGUUGUUCCUUAUAUUGUCUUACAUUGACUUUUCUUGUACAUGUUGGCAUUCCUUAUAUUGUCUUACAUUGACUUGUGUUGUUCCUUAUAUUGUCUUACAUUGACUUGUGUAGUGUUGUACAUGUUGGCAUUCCUUAUAUUGUCUUACAUUGACUUGUGUUGUUCCUUAUAUUGUCUUACAUUGACUUUUCUUGUACAUGUUGGCAUUCCUUAUAUUGUCUUACAUUGAUUCGUGUUGUUCCUUAUAUUGUCUUACAUUGACUUGUGUUAUUCCUAAUAUUGUCUUACAUUGACUUGUGUUGUGUUGUUCCUCAUAUUGUCUUACAUUGACUUGUGUUGUUCCUUAUAUUGUCUUACAUUGACUUGUGUUAUUCCUAAUAUUGUCUUACAUUGACUUGUGUUGUGUUGUUCCUCAUAUUGUCUUACAUUGACUUGUGUUGUACCAUGUUUUACAGUUGGAAGAGAAAGAUAAAGUCAUGCAAGAGACUAUACAGAGAUUCAAAGAACGUCUCAGAGAGGCCACCAACUCAGAUGAAAGCAAUGACAGCUUAAAAAAACUGCUCAAUCAGAAAAAUAUUGAACUUGAAAAGUAUCCUUUGAAUAGAUUAAGGGUAAAAAACUUCAGCUGUGCAAACAAGAUAAACUUUUUAACAUUAUCAGUUAUUAACCCUCUUGAGAUGACUUGGCCGAGCCGAUCUAUCGGCCAAAGAGUCAGAUCCGAAAAAGACAAAGGAUUGGUCCAUUGGCCCAAUAAUACAAGCCUCGAUAUUGGCUUCCUUGCAUACCUACCAGCUAAUCAGAUUGCUUCUCCAAUUUCUUGCUGAACUCUGCAUUUAAAUGGCAGCUUCCAUUGAUAGCUUGUGGUGUUCUGUCCUGUCAUUUUAUUUUAUGUUUUUUCCCUUUUUUUAUUUUGGUACCAAGAGACCCUUUUAAAUGCUUACAAAAUGUAGGUCCUAGACUUAUGACACACAACUUAAGCACCCCCAGUGGAAUAUUUUAUGCACUUUUUCAUAUUGAAUCUCAUUCAAGUGUUUGUUAGGACUUAUUUAGGCUUCAACACUCAACAAAAAUCUGCAAGUAAGACAUGUUUAUUCUAAGUGUAAAAACAAAUUGCAUGCAUAAAUUAUGCAAAUUGGGAUAACUCAUUUUUUAAAAUAGUGAGAUUCAGUUUGAUUCAUAAGAAUCGAGUUAUUUCAUUCAAUUUCCUCCUAAUAUAUAUACAGUUUUAUAUUUGUAAAAUAAUUACUUUAUAUUUUGUAUAAAAUAAAUUGAAAAAAAUGCUAGGCAUGUGAUAUAAAAAGGUCCAGUCUCAAGAGGGUUAUUAAAUUAAUUUGAAUUAUCAUAUCUUACCAGCUUAGAUAGAAAAGAAAUAAAGCGAUUAGGUCAACUUUUUUAUUUAAAUACAUGCAACCUAUAGUGUAAGAAGUCUAGUCUACAGCGUAAGAAGUCUAGCCUAUAGUGUAAGUAGUGUCCCAUACCAUGUAAUGUAGUAGUUCUCCUGUACCACAAGAUUUUUUCCUUGACCCCCCUAAGUUUACUAGUUAACUACAAGAAACUGAGCAACAUGCUACAAGAAUAUGAGCAGAAGAGGCGUGAGAAAAAUGAAGAAAAUGAACUUUUGAAAGUAAGUGGAAAUAGAUUUAUUUGCUUAAAUACACACAUAAGCUGUUGACUGGAUAUCAGGCAUUUAUGUACAUGAGACACAUUGAAGGUUCCCUCCUGUCACAAGUGCAACCAUAACUAAUGUCAUAUGGUUAUGUUAACAACAGUCUGUCCUUACGUCACCAGAUGAACAUUUGAUUUAUCAGUUCUGGUCUAUGCUUAAAUUUUUCAUCUUUUUUUAACAAGUUUCUUUAAAGACCAACACUAUAUAAAAUGAGUGCUGUAAAAAUCGUGAUUUUUUAAAUAAAAAUAUAUAUAAAUUGGAUUUAAAUAUGAUUUUAACAUUUUUAAUUAUUUACAUCUUUUUUUUAAAGGGAUUUCUUGACAUUUUGAAGCAUUAAUGUUUAAAUUAAAUAAAAUGUUUAGAUUAAAAAAAACAUGGUUAAUGGUAUUUAAAUAAAUUUUUUGUAUUUAAAUUGUAUUUUUUAUUUUUAAAUCUUAUUUGUUUCUUGAACUUCAUUUUUAAAAAAUAAUUUUAGAUUACUUUAGAUUUUGAAAUAGAUUAAUGAUUAUAAAGAUUAAACAUAAUGAAGUCAAUGGUAUUUAAAUCAAUAAUUUUAACUUGUAUUUUUCUUUUAUUUAAUUUUAUUUUUAAAUAGAUUGUUUAAUUUUGUAUUUUUAAGGAUUUCUUUAGAUUUUGAAGUAUAUGCUAUUAAUUUUUUAUAAAACACAUGAUGUGGUUAAUAUUUUUUAAAUCAAAUUGUUUUGGAUUAGAAUUGAAUUUUAACAUCCUGAAUUAAACUUAAGAAAAAAUAUUAUAAAAAAUAAUUAAAUUUUAAUUAAAUCCAUUUAAAAGUAUAAAAUAUUCAUCUAAUGUUAUAUAACAGGCCUGCACAACUUAAAAUGUAAGGCAGGCUGUAAUACUUUAUGCAAAACUUGUGCAGGCCGAAAGAUUAUAUUUACAGGGUUUCAUCCAUUGUAUGUACAGGGUUUCAUCCAUUGUAUGUACAGGGUUCAAUCUAUCAAAUUCCUGUGAUUUAUGUUUUUUAUAUGUAUUAAUUAGGAAAUUGAAAGCUAUUAGAUUUCUUUAUUGUUUUCAUUAUACAUAAUAUAAAUUGUUUCGGUUCUCAAAGUUUUCUGUUUGAUAUUGGAUUAACUUAUCUACAUUGCAGCUAGGAAAUUUGAGCCCAAUUUAUUUUUUAUUUUUUUUUUGGUCUGCUAUUUUUGAGCACCUGCUAAUAGACAACUGAGGUACUCACUGAAUGGUACCACAAUUAUUUUCAUUUCUAUGUCCAAACAGUUCUAAAUGUACAAUUACAAAUUCUAUUUACAGAAUUAGCUAAACAUAAUCAUAAACCUUAUUAAACUGAGAGCAGCUUUUGAAAGUAUUUGAUACCAGGUACAAUCCAACCGUUUAGGGUGGUCAAGAAAAACAAUUUCAAUCAAGAAAAUACCCAUGUUCACUGUUUAAAUAAGUCUCCGUGUCACUUGAAUUUAUUCCAGUCCCAGGUCAUGGAGCUGGACAAAAUCAAGGAAAGUUACAACGAGGCUAAACAAAUGAUUGAUGAGCUUCAAGUGACCUUGAACACAGUGAAGGCCAACAACAAAGAUAUGUGAGUCCAGCCGGUCGUAGAACUAACUUAGCGUCAUGACUAGAGCAAGAUAUUUACACACAAGCAAAGACACAACUCGUUAAAAUUGUGACUAAAGCAAAAUAUCUAGGAAGACACAACUCAUUAAAAUUGUGACUAAAGCAAAAUAUCUAGGAAGACACAACUCAUUAAAAUUGUGACUUAAGCAAGAUAUCUGCACACAUGCAAAGACACAACUCACUAUCAGGUAUCACUUAAGAAGAAAAUGUUUUUAUUCCCUACCAUAAUUGAUUCCUUGAAUGUUUCCACCAGCAUCAAGACUUUGGAGAACAUGUUGAAGGAGAGAGAUCUUGAGCUUAAAGAGGAGCAGAGAAAGACACGGGAGCUAGAUGCCAAGAUGAAAGCCCUUCAAGAGGAGAAAAACAGAAUUGAAUCUGAGUAUGUGGAACCUUCUCUAUUUGCCCGCUCCUUGUAAUUUUAAUGCUACAUUAUGUUUGGUUCAAUCCUUAAAAACGGUGAUUCUUAUGAAGUCAUGGGACACUUGACUAUUAUAGUCAGUCCAAAAUUGCAUAGAUAUCCAUUCACAAUGAGCAUUAAGUUUGUAUGUUGGCUAAUAGAUUGCCAUUAUUAUUCAGCAUUAAGUAAGUAAGGUGUUAGACACAAAUUGACUUACCAGACACUCUCUUCCCAUAGGUUCAUUGCCUCUAAACAAGAGGAGCAGAAUAGUGUUGAGGAAGUGGCCAGGUAAGAAAACUUGUUUUUAUUUACUCAUAUUUACUUUGUCUUAUGCAGAUUUGUAUAGAUCUAGUGUUAAAAGCUUACUUUAAAAAUUAUUAUCUCUUUUAAGACAAUAGCAUUGCAAUCAACUAUGUUUCAAUAGGAAGUGGCACUGGCUUUUCGUUGUACCAUUCAGACAGAAAAGGAGUGAUUCAGGGUUACCAAAAUGUUCUUUAGAUGAUUAUUCUUUUAGAGUUAUUUCUGAUAUUUCUACAUUAUUCUGGCACGGCUGAAUGGUGAACUUUUCUCUAUUUCAGGCUGCAGUGUAUCCUUGACAGCCACUACACUGAAAAGACAGAGUUAAAUUCAAAGAUUGAAAGUCUUCAAGAAGAGAAAACAAAGCUUAGAGAUGUAAGGGGUCCUUGUAGAGGAGUGGUUCAAACCUUUUCUUUCCUUUGGGCUGCUCCAUGUUUAUGUCAUACUGAAAUUUAUUUCAAUUUAUUUUGUUGCUUUUUUUUUUUAAUUAAAAAAAACACUUUUUUCCUAAUUCAUUGUUUCCCCAAGUUAAUUGAAAACCAGAUGUUUACAAAUAUUCUGGAACGAACUAAAUUUUCUAACACUGGCAGCAAAGAUUGAACAUUAUUAAAUACAUUAUUUUUAAAUAAUGAAACAGAACUCGUGACAUUUUACUGCUUCUAGUGCUGAGAAAGAGGAUAUUUAAAUGUUGGCAUUUUUAUUAUGUAUUAACUAUUCAUAAUUUUUUUUGUUUUUUGGGAACCAGUAAAAAUUGUUUAUUAUUUCAAACAGGGCUAGUUAAAAAAAAAAAAAAAAGCCAUUAAAAAAAUUACUUUUAUUUCUAUACCUUGAUUUCCCAAAAUGUAUUACAACUAUAUUUAUCAAAAGAUAAAGAUUUAUUUUAUUCUUCCUGUCAUAAUGGUGCACCUCAUCUAUUGAGAUCCACUGAUUUGGAGCUUUCUAUAAUAAAUAUAGUUCCUUUUUAUUUUCAUGCUAAAUAAGAAACUGGUGAUAGAAGAAAAAUAGUCUUAUUUUUGGUUUAGUCAAAUUUUAUAAGCCAAAGGUGUUGGUGGAUUAUAGAAAAGCUAUUUAUCAAUAUCAGAGCUGUUAGUUUUUGGUAUCAGAGGUGUUGGGCUUUUGUAUAUUUGGCUCACAAUUACUUAGACUAAUGGAGUUCUAUACACAACAAUGGAUCAUUUCACUUUGAUUUGAACAAUACUUAACAUUUCCUGCAGGAAUUGGCAACGCUGAAGGAACUGAAUUCUCAGCUAGUUGAAGAAAGCAAUCGCAUUAUAGGUCAUACAAACACUAAUCAAAAGAUUCGUCUUUUUGAUAAGAAAAACCAGGAAUACAAUGAGUUAACAAAGGUAAGUGGCGUUCUUUUUUUUUUUUUUUUUUCAAUUUUUUUUUCCAAGAAAAAUUGGCACAAUUUUUUUUUUUUUUUAAAAAAAAAAAACAAUAAAAAAAAAAAAAAAAAAAUAGAUACAUUGGCACAAUUUUUUUUUUUUUUAAAAACAAGGAACGCAUAAAAAAAAGAACAAAAAAAAGAAGUUUGGAAUAGAAAGAGAGGACAAUAAAAGAAGAACUAGAGCCUUCCUCAGCAGACAGGACAAUAAAAGAACUAGAGCCUUCCUCAGCAGACAGGACAAUAAAAGAACUAGAGCCUUCCUCAGCAGACAGGAAAAUAAAAGAACUAGAGCCUUCCUCAGCAGACAGGACAAUAAAAGAAGAACUAGAGCCUUCCUCAGCAGACAGGACAAUAAAAGAACUAGAGCCUUCCUCAGCAGACGGGACAAUAACAGAAGAACGCUUUGGCUAGGAGCCUUCCUCAGCAGACAGGACAAAUGAAACAUUCUUAAUUGUUUUGUCUAUAUAUUUCAAGCCUCCACAUACCAUGUGCCACUAUUUCAUUCACACAGUCCUUCAUUUAUUAUCAUACAAGAUGUGUUUGUGUAUGAAUUAAAUGUUGUGUGUAUCGCAGCCUAUUAAACAUGCAUGGAGUUUUCUAAUUGUUUCCUCUGGUUAAAAUAGCUCCAUUGUAAUUGAUAUAUAAAUUUUGGUUUAAAAAAAAAAUUGUAUAAUUUUUUGAAAAAUUCUUGUAAUAAUGUCUUAAAAGACGCAAAACAAUAAUGGUAAAUAACGUUUCAGCUUUUAGGAUCUUAAGGCUUUUGAAACAACUUUGUAUCAAAUCUGUAGUGUAGUUGAUCUACGCCCAAUAUUCACACAUCAAACCUGUUCUUAAAUAAUUUUUUUGUCUCUGUCAGAAAUACAUAGAGUUGCAGAGUGAACAUCGCAAGCUGUUACAGGACCUUAAGCCCCAGGGUAAAACACCUUGUAAGACUACAGCGCCCCCUGGCAUUCGUGAUAUCACUAAUGUCAGCAUCAAUUAGUACAUCAGGAACAUCCACCAUCAGCAUUGUGAAAGUAAACAACAAAAUUAUUCCAUCAGAUUUGGCAUAGAAUAUUCCAAUUAUGAUGUAUGUAUUUAAAAAACCAUAAAAAGUUUUUCGUCAUGAAAAUGUUUUGGAAACAUCCAUCACAACAAGGAGACUAUGUCGGAGACAUUCAUUUUUGUGUGUGUCUGUUGAUAGAGACUGUUAAUCAACCCUCUCAUUUUUUCUUUUUCCUUCUAUCUCUCUG
Lymnaea stagnalis (great pond snail) is the source of this 28772-nucleotide messenger RNA. The record is from the annotation of a GenBank genome assembly. Lineage: Eukaryota; Metazoa; Mollusca; Gastropoda; Lymnaeidae.